This is a messenger RNA of Cannabis sativa, 567 nucleotides long. RefSeq lists its product as uncharacterized. NCBI's taxonomy places the organism in Eukaryota, Viridiplantae, Streptophyta, Magnoliopsida, Rosales, Cannabaceae. The record is from RefSeq and is a predicted model, not a curated record. The coding region runs from base 1 to 567 and encodes 188 amino acids. The transcript has 2 exons.
AUGCAUCGAAUUCAUGUGUCUCUAUUGCCAGCUAUGAUAUACCACAUUUGGAGCAAUAGGAACAAUUGUCUCUUCAACAAAUUUUCGAGUACAGCUUCAAAAAUCACACAAGAUAUCAAAGAUACAAUGUCUAUAGCUGGGUCUAGGUUUGGGUCCGGGGCUGUGGCCUGGGCCAAGGCCGGGUUCAGGUUCAAGUUCGAAGCCGAGUUUGGGUCUAGGGUCGGACCUGAGUCCGCGUCUAGGGCUGGGGCUGGGGCUGGGGCUGGGGUUGGGCUCGCAUUCGUGUCUGCGUCCAGGGUCGGGCCUGGGUUUGAGGCAAGGGUCGCAGCCGAGGCUGGGUCCGGGGCCGGGGCUGGUUCUGGGGUUGGGUUUAGGGCUAGCGUUGGGUCUGGGGCCGAGUUUAGAUAUAGGACCAGGGCGGGUCUAGGGCCAGGGCCAGAUUCAGGACUCAGGUCAGGUCUAGGACUAGGGCUGGAUUUGGGACUAGGGCCUGGUCCAAAGCUGGUGUCUGGGUCUGGGUCUAGGGUCUUGGGCCAAGUCCGGGUUUGGGGUCUAGGUUGGGAUUAG